This is a messenger RNA of Dibothriocephalus latus, 327 nucleotides long. Lineage: Eukaryota; Metazoa; Platyhelminthes; Cestoda; Diphyllobothriidea; Diphyllobothriidae. The record is from the annotation of a GenBank genome assembly.
AUGGCCCUACUUCAACAAGUCGACCAACUGAAUGGUGACAUGGAUGCUGCAGUGGACGCCCUGCGUCACCAACAGAGUAAAUUCGAAAACGAGCGCAUGCGUGCCGUGAUGGACGUUCGAAAACUGCGGGCCCAACUGGCUGAGGCCGUAGCACUGUUAGAACAGUCUAAAGUGUCGAUUGAUGGGAAACUGACCCAGCGUAAUCCUCUCUCCUUGUCGACUUCGGCUAACUUGACGGACAACCCUUCUCUUUCAGGUGUGUUUGUGUCUCUCUCCCUCUCUGUCUUCACCGUCAGGGUAUUCAGCCCAAACAGCCUUUCAUAUUGA